AUGGCUGCAUAGGGCAAGCAAGGUGCAAUCACUUCUAAUAAAACUUACCACCAGGCCCAAGCUCCGUUUUAUCAGCUUUAUUACAAUUCAACCCCUCCUCAGAUAAACCUUGCUUCACCACUUUCAAUACACUCUCCCCCUCUUCUCUGUUAAUCAUACAAGACUUAAUAGUAAACAAAGAACACAGCUUUCUUGCCUCUUGCUUCAGAUCCUAAUUCAAUCACUAAUAUUUUCUGGGUUAUGUGUCAAAAACGGGUCUUGACCCGGUUCUUGAUUUGACAAGAUUGAGGAUUAGUUUGAGGGAUUAAUGGGAAAAAAGGUCAAGAAGAAGGCUAGAGCUGGAAACAAGGAGAAGCGAGUUGCAAAAUCAGCUACUGCUUCUGAAAAAGCUGCUCCUGCAAAUGAUACUCCAGUCCUUGAGACUGAGGCUGUGGAUGCUGUAGUGCCAGCUGUGGAAGAUAGACGUAUAUGUCCUCACUUUGACAAGGGUUUUAAUUUGGUUAAAGUGUCCCUUAAAUUAGGAUCACCAGGUCCAUUGAAAUGUGAGGAUUGUAGAGAAGAAUCUUAUGACAGGCGAGCAAGUAAGGCAAAAGGUAAAGGAAAGAAAAAAGGUAGCGGUUCAGUGGAUUCAAAUUCAGGGGAAAAGGCGAUUUGGAUGUGUUUGGAAUGUGGCCAUUUUUCAUGUGGAGGGCUCGGUUUCCCAACAACGCCUCAAAGUCAUGCGGUUCGUCAUGCCAGACAAAACAGGCAUCAUUUGGCUAUUCAAUUUAAAAAUACUCAACUCCGGUGGUGCUUUCCUUGUAGUACGUUGAUUCCAGUUGGAAAUUUAGAAGAGAAUGGUCACACAAAAGAUGUUCUGUUUGACAUUGUAAAACUGAUGAAGGUGCGCCCUACUGAAGGAGCAUCUAUUGAUGUUGAGGAUGUAUGGUUCGGAAGUGGCAGUGUUUUAAGUGAUAUCAAGACAGAAAAUGCUACAUUAAAUAAUAUAUAUGCCGGAGGUGGUUAUAAGGUCAGAGGAUUAACAAAUUUAGGAAACACUUGUUUCUUUAACUCGGUAUUGCAAAAUCUUCUUGCCAUGCAGAAAUUGCGGGAUCAUUUCUUACAAAUGGAGGAGUCAAUUGGCCCACUUACUGUGUCUCUAAAGAAGCUUUUUGUUGAAAUAUAUUCGGGCUCUGGAGUAAGGAACGUAAUUACUCCUAAAGCCUUGUUAGGUUGUGUUUGUGCAAAGGCUCCUCAAUUUAGAGGAUUUCAGCAACAUGAUAGUCAUGAGUUACUUCGUUGUUUGCUGGAUGGUUUGUGUACUGAAGAGUCAAGUGCAAGAAAGCAAGCCAAAUCUUUAAAUGAAGAUGGGACGUCUCCGAAUGUUGCUCCUACGUUUGUGGAUGCUAUAUUUGGUGGGAUGCUUUGUAGUACUGUUACUUGUUUAAAAUGUUCACACUCCUCAAUAGUUCAUGAGCCGUUUUUAGAUCUCUCACUGCCUAUACCAAGUAAAAGACCUCCAUCCAAAAAGGCUAAACCAGUUACUCAACCCAAAAAAACAAAGCUUCCUCCAAAACGUAGUCAAAGAAUUCGUUCAAAAGUUAACAGAAAUGCAGAUCCAGUACAUCGAAGUAGCACACCCAGUGUGGAGGAUAUCACGCCUUCUGCAGUGGUUUCUACAUCAGAAUUUACAGGCCAAGUUGUUUCUGGUAAUGAGAGUAAUUCAGUUUUAGAGAAUAAUUCCGCUACGCAAGAAUCUAAUAAUUUGUUGCACAAGAAUGUUGUGGAGAAAACUGUACCUGCAGACGAUGAUGCAUCAUGGUUGGAUUACCUUGAGCCAGACACAGUGUCCAGUGAUUAUGAAUUGGCUGCACAGGACCAGAAUAUGGAUGCUGGUAAUGAGGAUGCUUCUGAGAAUAUUGUAUCAUUGCAAAAUGUUGGUAGUUCAAUGGUUAUGGAAUCUAGUAAUCAGGAUCCUUUACCUUGUACGGAACAAACAGAACCUUUGGGAGAUAGCUUUGCAUCUAUGGAUUACCUUAAUACAGAUGGUGUAUCCAACGAUCCUACUGUGGAUUCCCACAGCAAUGAUAUAUCAUCAGUGCCAGAUUCUGUCAUCAAGCAUGCUACUAUGAAUGGUGAAAUUCCAAAGCAUGACUCAGAAUUUAGUGAUUUGAUUUUGCCUGAAGAUUCCAGCAGGAAAAUGGAUUGGGGAGAAAAUUCAUGGGAAGAUGAGCCCCUUUUGCAGGUUCAAAGUUCAGAAGUAUUGUUACUUCCUUACAAAGAAGACACAUCAACUGCUGAUGGUGCAUCAAAUAGCAUAGCUGGAAUCUCACCAUCACCUGUUGCUGAUGAACAAGAUUCCAUGGACUUCGGCGGAUUUGGAGAUCUAUUUAAUGAACCUGAAGUUGUUGAAGGUCCCGUUAUGGGGCCUAUGAACAGAAAUGAAGUUGUAGGAACUGGUACUAGUUUCGGAAAUAGCAGUGGGUCUGAUCUAGAUGAGAUUGAUAAUUCUGAUGCUCCAAUAUCAGUGGAGAGGUGUGUGUCUUUCUUUACAAAGCCAGAGCUACUUUUGAAAGAUGAACAUGCAUGGCAUUGCGAAAAUUGUUCCAAAAUUGUACUAGAACAAAGAAAAUUAAAGAAGGCUGAUAAAUUAAGAUCAAAUGUUUUGCUGAAUGGAGAUGCGGCGAGAGUUCAGGAUCCUCUUUUAUGUUCUGGACAGUUGGAACCUCUUCCUAUAGGCAGCAAGAACCACUGUAAUGGAAAUAACAAAAGGGAAGUACUUGAUGCUCUUAGUGAAAAGUUGACUUCAAGCAAUGGAAGUAUUGAUGGUGAAUUGAACGACACAACUGAAAGUAAUCAGAAGUGUGAUGAGCAUCUUCCAGUAGAUCCCCUGUUGGAAGAAGAAAAAUAUAAGAUCAGUGUUGCACUCCAAAAGCUCACAAUUAAUGGGGAGAAUUCAAAUGACUCUUUCAACAUUAAUGAAUCUGUUGGUGCUGGAUGUUACCCUGUUAGUGCCCAACAAAGUAAACUUGAUUCCCCGCCUGGGGAACGGGAGUCAGGUAGUGAGGAUGUGGAGGUGGAUUCAGAAAGCAUCAAGGUGAAGAGAGAUGCAACAAAAAGGAUUCUGAUUGACAGGGCCCCUCCGAUCUUGACCAUUCAUCUAAAGAGGUUCAGUCAGGAUGCUCGUGGUCGCAUUAGUAAAUUGCAAGGUCACGUGGAUUUUAGCGAUAUGGUUGAUCUAGGACCAUACAUGCAUCCCAGGUCAGCUGAAAAAAGAAGCUGCAUCUAUCGUCUGCUUGGAGUGGUCGAGCAUCUGGGGACGAUUAGAGGAGGCCACUAUGUAGCAUACAUAAGAGGAGGCUUAAAGAGUAUGGAAACCGAGAAAGCAAAUAGUGGCGAUUAUACUUGGUAUCAUGCCAGCGAUACAUAUAUUCGCCAGGUUUCAUUUGAAGAAGUUCUAAGGUGUGAGGCAUAUAUCUUGUUCUACGAAGAAAUUUGAGAGACGGAUCACAUCCAAUUUUUUGUUCUUUUUUCAAGAGUUGGAGGAAUUCUACCGAGCACCUCCUCUACCACAGGCGGGAAGGAAACAUGGAGAAGCAGAGAAGUUUGUUACAAAAAUUUCGGAAGUUUUAUACCUGUAUCAAUGCAAAAUGAGUUUUAAAGUUCACAUGAACUUUUUUUUUUGGCAGAAAAUUGCUGAUGGCUUAAUCUGGUUUAUUGACCGGAUUUCGCUUCAGCCUUUCACACAUUUUAUUUCCCUCCCGGAAUAUAUUCACUACGACUUAUAGCA
Molecule: messenger RNA, 3769 nt
Organism: Daucus carota subsp. sativus
Lineage: Eukaryota; Viridiplantae; Streptophyta; Magnoliopsida; Apiales; Apiaceae
Product: ubiquitin carboxyl-terminal hydrolase 2
Exons: 3
Coding region: 308-3478 (1056 amino acids)
Biological process (GO): protein deubiquitination
Molecular function (GO): zinc ion binding; cysteine-type deubiquitinase activity
Source: RefSeq, a predicted model, not a curated record